AUUACCAGGGUGCACCCAUAAGCUGAUUAAGGGCAUUGCGAGUCCAGAUUUUAUUAUACACGUCCGUGGUUAGAACAUGAAAUGUCGAUGUGCGUGUACACAGCUCGGAAUCUCGUGCGCCAGGUAGUGCGGUCAGUCAGUCCACCUGGGCUAGGCCUGACUGAACAAUUGUGUAGCUCAAGCGAAGAAACCACACAGACAACAAGGGGGCGCGAUACUACAUUCCGAACCGCUUGGGGCCUUUCCUUUCCUCAUUUUGACACCAAAUUUAGGAAAGUUGGAAGUGGAGCUCUCUCUCAGUGAAGAAUUUAGGAGCCAGGGUGAAAUGUGAUGUGAAAUUUACCAUGGACUUUGUACACAGAAGUACAUCGUACAAAGGACAGAAUGUUUCCUUUUCCAGGAAGUCUCUUGCUUUGGGGAAGGUCUAUUAAUGUACAAUUAACUUAUGCAUACAGCUCAGAGCAUCUCUGGUUUUAUUUCCAUUGAAUAUACUUCAACCCAUACAGCAUCUUCGAUGUGAAAAAUGCAAUAAAAUCGCCUGGCAAUCGAAAGAAGAUUAAAAAAUUGGUAUCAGGAUUAAUCAAUGAGUCAUAAUUAUGCAAAAACUUAAUUAAUUUACAUAUAAUUUAACUCAGAUGAUUAGUAACUAUGUAUGCCUCUAUAGCACUGCGAAAUUUCAUUGAAACAGAUCAUAGUAUGGCUGAGAUCUGAGGGGGCAGAUUCCGCCCUCCCGGCUGUGACAAGGCCUCCCAAAAAACAGUUCUUUUAGGGUUAAAAAUGUGACGUCUCUGGACUUUGAAAAAUUGUCAUUUUACGGUUUUCAGUUUCAAAAUAAAACUUAAAAGAGAAAUUUGUUGAAGAUGAUUGGUUACGUACAAGAACUUGACCCCUUGUUUUUUUAUUUAAUCAGCAGGAAAAUUAUACCAUCCACCAUAAAGGGUGUAAAUCAAGCCACGUUUCCAAUGUAAAGAUGUCUUCACGGGGUACCAAAAGGAAACGAAAUAGUAGCUCGAAAGGCUUGGAUCGGAAUAAACCACCUACGAAGAAACGUCAAGAAAAUGUCCAGGGUUCGAGCAAUUCCAAGAACUUCAAGGUUGAAAACUUCAAGAUAUUUAAUGACCCAGUCCACGGUCAGAUCAAGGUACAUCCGCUUUGUGUCAAGAUCAUCGAUACUCCACAGUUCCAGAGACUGCGUUACAUCAAACAGCUAGGCCUUUGCUACCUUGUCUUCCCUGGUGCAGCACACAAUAGAUUUGAGCAUUCAAUAGGAGUGUAUCACCUGGCUGGAAAAUACUGUCGGACACUGCAGACGCAAAAGCCAAAGCUUGGUAUCUAUGAGAAGGAUGUCCUGUGUGUUCAGAUAGCUGGUCUUUGCCAUGACCUAGGUCACGGCCCAUUCUCCCACGUGUUUGACAACAUGCUCAUUCCUAAACUUCCAUCAAAUUCAGAAAGCAAAUGGACGCAUGAGAAGGCUUCACUGGAGAUGUUUGAUCAUCUGAUCGAUUCCAAUGAUCUGAAGGGCGACUUUAAGAAAUAUCGUUUGACAGAUAGGGACAUCACAUUCAUUAAGGAAUUGAUUGAUCCACCACAGGAAAAAAAUGGGAAGAGGACAUUGGAUGGACGCACAAAGGAAAAGCACUUCUUGUACGAUAUCGUGGCCAACAAGAGUAAUGGCAUCGACGUGGACAAGUGGGACUACUUCCUGCGAGACUGCCACAACCUGGGCAUCUCCAGCAGCUUUGACUGUCAUCGCUUCAUGGAGUGCUCCAGGGUCAUCGAGGUGGAUCACAAGAAGCAGAUAUGUUUCAGGGAUAAGGAAGUGGAAAAUUUAUAUGACAUGUUCUACACACGAAUGAGUCUCCAUCGCCGAGCAUACCAACACAAGACCACCAAGAUCAUUGAAGAAAUGCUUGUUGAAGCACUUAUAAAGGCCAAUAAGUAUUUGACGUUCAAAGGACGAGAUGAUAAAGAUAAGAGAAUGUCUGACGCCAUUCACGACAUGGUUGCCUACACCAAGAUGACAGAUGACAUCAUACAACAGAUCAUGCGCUCUAAUAACAAAAAUUUGAAGCCGUCCCAGGAUAUCCUAAAGCGGAUCGAAAGACGUCAGCUGUACAAAUAUAUCGGCAAGAUGGAUCCUAAAGAGAAGAUUGUCAAGACAAUAGAAGAAGAAGUAAGAGACGGGAAGAAUAAAAUUGCAAAGAAAGAAGGCUCUGCCCUGAAAAAAGAUGAUAUCAUCGAUGUAAGUGUUGUUUUCGUUAACGAGCUUGACAAGUAUAGAGUGCCAAAGUAUGACGUCAAUUUAAAAGAGGAAGUGUAGUGCAAGCAUAAUCGCGUGUGUGUUGGGUCACGCGCAGGUUCUCGCUCUAAGGCAUUUUUUUCACUCAUAAUUGUGAGCGUGACGUAAUUACUUCAGUACUAGUAUAAAUUUUCUUUUUUUUCAAAUAAUGGGGGAAGAAUGUAUCUAGGGUAUUCCAUUUUAUGUCAGACAUCAGGUCAGACAAAUAUCAUGGAUUCACGACAUCGCCACUAUGAAGUAAUGAAUUGAUAACAUUUCAGUGAUCUUGCUUCGAAAGGGCAUGUCGAUUACCUUUGAACAUGAUUUAUCAUAACAUUUAGUGCAUCUGUUGUAUGACUGUAAUUGAAGUUUGGUCCAAGCUUAUCAAGUUUAAAUUCCUUGGCAACUGUGUUACGAUGAUCCCCUAUAGCUAAGGAAUAAAUCCUCCAAAAAGAAUCGAAACAAAGUAGACAGUUCUCACAUUCAUCAGUCAAUCAAUUAAUAUAUUUUAACACUCACAAUUCAAAAUGAAAUGACAGAAACAAGAUACUUGUAAUAAUAGGCCUAUAUAUAUAAAAAAAGCCAAUAAUAAACGAAUACGACGUAGUUUACUGGUAUGAUAUAUGAGAUGGCGGGGCGAGCAGGGCCGAAAUCAACGAGAGAAAGUUCAGUGUUCUGUUCUCGAAUCGUGACGAUGAAAAACAACAACCAGAAGGAGAAAACGGGUGAUCAAGUACGGCUAGCACGUCGCACUACGAUGAGCCUCACACACGUAGGACGGGUCAAUCCCCCAAUCACAAUGGUCUGAAUCAGCGGGCGCCAAUCCAAAGUGCGACGAAGCCGCAAGACCGGUGUGGCGGUCUCAGCUGUCUCCCGGUCUCAGCGGUCCCCCUGACGUAGCCAGACAUUUAUUUACGACACACGCACGGUCUCAUUGGUCUUCCGUGCUGAGAUGCUACAAUCUUUGGUAUAGACCUAUGUACAGUACACGUCACGUACAACGUGAAGCAUGCAUGGACUGCACUGCUCAGCACGCCACGUAAACGGACAACUUUUCCGAUGUUGUGGGCAGAUAUGGCAUGACGUAUUUUUACCGUUGAGACCGGGAGAGAGCUGAGACCGCCACACCGGGACCGGACAGCACUGUAGAGGUGCAAACUCCUAAUAUUUAGUUCCAAAGCUGCUACCUGCAUCGCUCCAAGCGACAUCCUGGGACCUUCAGACAACAGGCUCCCAGUUCCGGUCCCCCAAGCGCGUGCCCCACACUCUAAAAAGGAUAAGUCAAAUUUGACUUGAAUUCAGUAAAGUUUGAUUCGCUCUUCAGGGUCAGCUGGGUGCAACUGGAAAUUAGUCAAUCUGACCAGACGUUUUUAGUCAGUUCAUUGAUAUUUCAAAGGCAUCGAAUAGGAAUCUUAUCAGAAAGCAUGAUUUGACAACGUUAGCGUGGAUGUUUUACUGAAUCAGUAGUCAAUUUUGAACAGCAAAGGUUGUUUUAGAAGUGCAGGGGAACUGACUCCCCAAAACAGCCGGCAGUGGGCACUCGUAUUAUCGUGGAGAUCACCGGCCCUUUCUGGUCUAAUUGUGAGGGACGAAUGCACGCCCCAAAGUCCGUCAAUUCAAUUUCUACGAACAUACCAUCAAUUCCAACCACUUCUCCAAAGUUCGACAAUUGCUUUUGUGAAUGUUCACUGGGUAUUCAACUGCUCACCCCAAAUGGGUCAAUCUGCUGGCCACUGUACAUUAAAACUUUCAGAAAUGUACCAGUGUCGAAUCAUGGAGGAAGGACACAAAAGGAGUUUGAACUGCCGGGGCUAUAACAUCUGGCCAAAUACCGCUUUCUGGCAUACCCGGUAUGUCCGUAGCCAGAGCGCAACGCACGCCUGCUACUCACCACCUGUUUAGCAACCAUAAGCCCUCUUUCUACCCUAAGAUCGUCGCCGCUUUUUUUCGUUGGUAAUCUGCAUCCCUAAAACGUUGUGUACUGCAGUACAGGAAGUUGAGUAUCCAUGCCAUCGUUGGUGCUUGAUAUGAUCCGACAACAUCAAAUUUAGUGCUUGCGUAGUUGCUUUUACUAGGAUGUGUACCCGAAGUGUUCAUGUGCAGUUGUUGCUUUUAUCGAACGCUUUCUUCUAAACUUCUUUUAGGAAUAAA
Acanthaster planci (crown-of-thorns starfish) is the source of this 4429-nucleotide messenger RNA. RefSeq names its product deoxynucleoside triphosphate triphosphohydrolase SAMHD1-like. The record is from RefSeq and is a predicted model, not a curated record. NCBI's taxonomy places the organism in Eukaryota, Metazoa, Echinodermata, Asteroidea, Valvatida, Acanthasteridae.